GCCCCGCCCCUCGAGGGGGCGUGUUCGCCCGCCACGCGCCGCCCGCCGCCAUCUUCUCCCUCCUCCCGCCUCUCGCGCGCCCGCCGCGCUCUCGCGAGACCCCGGGCGCGCCUCGGCGAGGGGGGGGGGGGUGGUUGGUUGUGCGCGAGAUCUCGCGAGAGCGCCGGCGCCGGCGGGCGGAGUUCUCGCGAGAUCUCGCCGGUCCCGCCCCCUCGGCCGGCAACGCGCGCGGCGGCGGCCGCCGCCAUUUUGCCGCUGGCUCCGGCGCGUCGGACUCCAUUUCCCGAGCGCCCCCCCCCCGCGCCACCGACACCGUGGAAGUGGAGUGUGAGGAGGAGGAGGAGGGCCCCGCGCACACAGGCGGCUCGGCGGAGCGCAGGCUGGGCCGCCCGGGCGCCCAGGAGCUGGACGAGGGCUCGGCCCGGCGGCCGCCGGCGCAGGAUGAGGCCCCCCCCUUCCCAGCAUGCCCUGGGGCAGGCGGGCGGCCCCGGGGCCCCCACCCGCCCCCCGCCCUGCCCCCACCCGCCGCUGCACCCCCAGCUCCCCCCAGCCAGAAUGACGGGCAGCAACCCGGUGUCCCCCGCCUCCUCGGGCUCCCCCGGCAGCGUCUCGCCCCCCGCCUCCUCGCCCGCCGGCCCCCCCCGCCCCGAUGGCCCCCCCGGCCCCCCGGAGCCCCCCAGCCUCUGGGACAAGACCCACGCUGAGAUCGCCGAGCAGGCCAAGCACGAGGCGGAGGUGGAGCACCGGGUGGCGGAGAUGAAGCGCGAGGGCUUCUGGUCGUCGCGGCGCCUCCCCAAGGUGCCGGAGCCGGCGCGGCCCAAGGUCCACUGGGAUUAUCUCUGCGAGGAGAUGCAGUGGUUGGCCGCCGACUUCGCCCAGGAGCGCCGCUGGAAGAGGGGCGUGGCCCGCAAGGUGGUGCGGAUGGUGAUGCGGCACCACGAGGAGCAGCGGCAGAAGGAGGAGCGGGCGAAGCGGGAGGAACAGGCCAAGCUGCGCCGGGUGGCUGCCGCCAUCGCCAAGGAGGUCAAACAGUUCUGGAGCAACGUGGAGAAGGUGGUGCAGUUCAAGCAGCAGUCGCGGCUGGAGGAGAAGCGGAAGAAGGCCCUGGACCUGCAGCUGGAUUUCAUCGUGGGCCAGACCGAGAAGUACUCGGACCUGCUGAGCCGCAGCCUCAACGCCCCCCGCGCCCCGCCCGGAGCCCCCCGACGGGGACCCCCAGCCCCCCACUCCCACCUCGCCCACCAAGACGGGGACAUGGAACCGCUGGACGAGGAUGUCACCGAGGGUCACCCCCCCGAGGCGCGGCGCCGCGAGCUGGAGCUGCUCAAGCAGGAGGGGGAGGUGCCCCUGGAGGAGCUGCUGGGCUCCCUGCCCCCCCAGGCGCUGCUGCGGAGGAACAAGCGGCCCUGGGAGCCCCGCGAGGAGGAUGAGGAGUUCGCGGCCGAGGAGGAGGAGGGCGAGGAUGAGGAGGAGACGAUCGCGGCGCAGGAGCGGCUGGAGGGCGACGUCGACCACAAGCAGGAGCUGGACGACCUGGCCCGCGAGGGGGCGCUGCCGAUGGAGGAGCUGCUGCAGCAGUACGCCGGCGCCUUCGCCGACUCCGACUGCGACUCCCCGCCCGGCGCCAGCAGCACCCGCUCGGACUCGCCAGCGGCUGAGAGUGAUGACGAGGAGGAGGAGGAAGAAGAGGAUGAAGAUGAGGAAGACGAAGAUGAAGAAGAGGAAGAGGAAGAAGAAGAAGAAGAGGAGGAGGAAGAGGAAGAGGAGCAAGAAGAGACUGAAGCAGGCGCCCCCGCCCCUGAGGACCCUUCGCCACCACCGGGCACCCAAGAGCACCCAGGGGGGCCCCCGCCAGCAGCCCCCCCGCCCCCCGCCGCCGCCCCCACCCCAAAGAAAGAGAUCACCGACAUCGCUGCCGCCGCCGAGAGCCUCCAGCCCAAGGGCUACACCUUGGCCACCACCCAGGUGAAGACGCCCAUCCCCCACCUGCUGCGGGGCACCCUGCGGGAGUACCAGCACAUCGGCCUGGACUGGUUGGUCACCAUGUACGAGAAGAAGCUCAACGGGAUCUUGGCCGACGAGAUGGGCUUGGGCAAGACCAUCCAGACCAUCUCCCUCCUGGCCCACCUCGCCUGCGAGAAGGGCAGCUGGGGCCCCCACCUCAUCAUCGUGCCCACCAGCGUGAUGCUCAACUGGGAGAUGGAGCUGAAGCGCUGGUGCCCCAGCUUCAAGAUCCUCACCUACUACGGGGCGCAGAAGGAGCGCCGGCUGAAGCGGCAGGGCUGGACCAAACCCAACGCCUUCCACGUCUGCAUCACCUCCUACAAGCUGGUCCUGCAGGACCACCAGGCUUUUCGCCGCAAGAACUGGAAGUACCUGAUCCUGGACGAGGCCCAGAACAUCAAGAACUUCAAAUCGCAGCGUUGGCAGUCGCUCCUCAACUUCAACAGCCAGCGGCGGCUGUUGCUGACGGGGACGCCGCUGCAGAACAGCCUGAUGGAGCUGUGGUCCCUCAUGCACUUCCUGAUGCCCCGCGUCUUCCAGUCCCACCGGGAGUUCAAGGAGUGGUUCUCCAACCCCCUGACCGGCAUGAUCGAGGGUAGCCAGGAGUACAACGAGAGCCUCGUCAAGCGCCUCCACAAGGUGCUCCGCCCCUUCCUGCUGCGCCGCCUGAAGGUGGACGUGGAGAAGCAGAUGCCCAAGAAAUACGAGCACGUCCUCAAGUGCCGCCUCUCCAAGCGCCAGCGCUACCUCUACGAUGACUUCAUGGGCCAGGCCAGCACCAAGGCCACCCUGGCCAGCGGACACUUCAUGAGCGUCAUCAACGUGCUGAUGCAGCUCCGCAAGGUGUGCAACCACCCCGACCUCUUCGAGCCCCGGCCCGUCCACUCGCCCUUCAUCACCGAGGGCAUCUGCUUCGUCACCGCCUCCCUCGUCCUCCGCGCCCUCGACCCCGACCCCUUCAAGCACGUGGACAUGGGGCUCUUCGACCUGGUGGCCCUGGAGGGCCGGGUGUCCCGCUACGCCGCCGACACCUUCCUGCCCCGCUGGCGGGUGACGCGGCGGCUGGUGGAGGACGUGGCCGCCGCCCCGGACCCCCCGCCGCGCCCCAAGCCCGUCCGCAUGAAAGUCAACCGGAUGCUGCAGCCGGUGCCGAAGGCCGAGAGCCGGGCGGUGCUGCUGCUCAACAGCCCCCGCCCCGGGGGGGGCCCCCCCACCCCCCUGGGGGUGCUGCCUGUCGGCCCCGCCCCCCCACCUGCCGGACACGCCCCCCAGCCCGCCGGACACGCCCCCCAGCCCGCCGGACACGCCCCCCUGCUGGUGGCCCCGGCUCCGCCCGGGGUGACGCUGGCUCCCGCCCUGCUGGCGCCCGCCUCUCCUGCCGUAGGCCCCGCCCCUCCCGCCGUAGGCCCCGCCCCCGCAUCUGGGGCCCCGCCCCCCGCCGCAGCCACCGCCCCCCUGCUGCCCCCUGGGGGGGCGGGGCUGGGGCUGGGGCUGGGAUUGGCCCUGGCGGCCCCGCCCCGGCCCCCGCCCACCCUGCUGCCUGCGCUGGCCCCGCCUCCUGCCGGCCCCGCCCACGCCGUGCCGCCCGCUCCUCUGGCCGCCCCCCCCGCGGCGGGCGCCCCCCGGCCCCCCCAGCCCCCCCCGGCCCCCACCUUGGGGGGUAAAGGGGGGCCCCCCCUGGCCGCCUACGCCCUGCCCGGCCCCGGCCCGCAGCGCCUCCUGCUGGCCCCCGACAUGCAGGCCCGCCUGCCCUCCGGCGAGGUGGUGAGCAUCGGGCAGCUGGCGGCGCUGGCCCAGCGCCCCGGGGGGGGGGCGCCGGGGGGGGGGGGCGCCGGGGGGGCCAAGCCCCUCACCCUGCAGCUGCAGGGCAGCAAACUGACCCUGGCCGCCCCCCCCCUGCGGCACCUGGCCCUCGCCCCUCCCCGCGGCCUCCCGCGGAACGUGGUGCAUCUGGUGGCGGCUGGGGGGCAGCACCCGCUCCUGGGCCCCCCUGCCCAGGUCACCCUGCUGGCACCCGUCGCCCCCCCGGCACCCGCAGGGGGUCCCCCCGCCGGGACCCCCCCCCAGCCCCCCACCAUCGGCCUCCCCAUCGCCACCGCCCAAGUGCCGACGCCACUGGUGAACAGCGGGGGGGUGGUGAAGAUCGUGGUGCGACAGGCGCCCCGAGACGGGCUGGCGGCCCCCCCCACCCAACCCCCGGCACCCCCACCCGCACCCCGACCCCCACCGGCCCCUCCGGGGCGGCCCCUCCUGCGGGUGCUGCCUGCGCCCCCCCCCGCCGGCGUCCCCCCGGCCGCCGCCGCCGCCGCCAUCCCCGACCUGAUGGCACCCGCAGCACCCACAGCACCCGCCGCCCCUCCUGCCGCCGCCGCCGCCCCCCCGGGGGCCCCCCCAGCCCCCCCCGCCGCCGCUGCCGCCCCCCCCCGGGAGGAGCCCGAGGGUCCAGGGGGGCCCAGCCCCCCGCCAGCACCCACCCCCCACCGGCCACCCCCCCGCCGCCAGCCCCCGCCCCCGCCACGCUCCCCCUUCUACCUGGAGUCCCUGGAGGCGAAGCGGGUGCGGGGCCGGGCGGAGCGGCUGGAGCGGCUGCUGCGGCUGAACGAGCUGCGCUGCGGGCUGGCCCCCGUCUACGGCAGCGAGGUGCUGGGGCUCUGCACCCUGCCCCCCCCCGCGCCCCCCCCGGGGGGGGCCCUGGCCCGCGCCGUCCUCGCCCCCCCCCAGCGCCUGCGGCAGCUCCAGCCCCUCCUCGACAGGUUCAUCUUCGUGCUGCCGCCGGUGGAGGCGCGGGGGGUGGCCCUGCACAGCUGCCGCCCCCCGCCCUGGCGCCUGCGCCAGCAGGCCCAGCUGGAGCAGCGGCUCUGGGAGGAGCUGGCGCCGCGGGGGCGAGGGCUGCACCGGGUGCUGCGCAGCAUGCGCACCCACUUCCCCGACCUGCGCCUCAUCCAGUACGACUGCGGGAAGCUGCAGACGCUGGACGUGCUGCUGCGGCGCCUGAAGGCGGGGGCCCACCGCGUCCUCAUCUUCACCCAGAUGACCCGGAUGCUCGACGUCCUCGAGCGCUUCCUCACCUACCACGGCCACAUCUACCUGCGCCUGGACGGCAGCACCCGCGUCGAGCAGCGCCAGGCCCUGAUGGAACGUUUCAACGCCGACAAGCGCAUCUUCUGCUUCAUCCUCUCGACCCGCAGCGGCGGCGUCGGUGUCAACCUGGCGGGUGCCGACACCGUCGUCUUCUACGACAGCGACUGGAACCCCACCAUGGACGCCCAAGCCCAGGACCGGUGCCACCGCAUCGGCCAAACCCGUGAUGUCCACAUCUACCGGCUCAUCAGCGAGAGGACGGUGGAGGAGAACAUCCUCAAGAAGGCCAACCAGAAGAGGAUGCUGGGAGAUAUGGCCAUUGAGGGGGGGAACUUCACCACCGCCUACUUCAAGCAGCAAACGAUCCGGGAGCUGUUCGACAUGGCGCCGGAGGAGCCGGGGCGCCGGGAGCCGGACAGGGACAAGGACAAGGAGAGGGACAAGGAGAGGGACGGGGACGUCCCCCCCGACGAGGAUGAGGACCCGGCGGCCACCCGGCGCACCCACAUCCUUGAGCAGGCGCUGUGUGGGGCGGAGGACCCCGAGGACAUCCGGGCGGCCUCGCAGGCGCAGGCGGAGCGGGUGGCGGCGCUGGCCGAGUUCAGCGAGAGCCUCAGCCCCGAGGAGGAGCGUGGUGGCCCCGAGCCCGAGGAAGAGCUCUCCAAGGCCGAGCAGGAGAUCGCCGCCCUGGUCGAGCAGCUGACGCCUAUCGAGCGCUACGCCAUGAACUUCCUGGAGGCGUCGUUGGAGGACGUGAGCCGGGAGGAGCUGAAGCAGGCCGAGGAGCAGGUGGAGGCGGCGCGGAAGGACAUCGACCAGGCCAAGGGUGGGGGGCGAUUCCGCCUGCCCCCCCAGGAGGAGGAAGAGGAGGAAGAGGCCGCUACCCCGGGGGGGGAUGAAGGCCCCGGGGGACCCCGGCGGCCCCGGAGGGUGCGGGGUCCCUCCCGGCCCCUCCCCGAGCGUCCCGGCACCCGCGCCAGCCAGCGCCUGCGGGCGGCUGGGACGGCCAACCGGGCCUCCCCGGCGUCCCCGCGGGCGACACCCCCAUCCCCACGGGCCCCCCCGACGUCCCCACGGGUGACCCCGACAUCGCCGCGGGUGACGCCGACGUCGCCGCGGGCCACCCCGACGUCCCCCCGGACGCCGCCGACGUCCCCCCGGGGGGCGGCGACGUCCCCCCGACCCUCCCCGGCCCCUACGGCCGCGCCGGUGACGUCGCAAGCCAACGCCGUGACGUCGCAAGCGUCCCCGGUGACGUCGCAAGCCAACGCCGCGACGUCGCCCACCCCCCCGGUGACAUCGCACGCGGCCCCGCUCCCGCCCGCCGCCCCCGUGACGUCGCAAGCGAUCCCGGUGUCGUUGCAACCAGCCCCGGCGACGUCACAAGCGCCCCCGGUGAUGUCACAGACGCCCCCGGUGACAUUGCAGCUGGUCCCGGUGACAUCACAACCGCUCCCAUUGACGUCACAACUGGCACCAGCAGACGCAAAUGCAACCGCAGUGACGCCGCAACCGCCCCCGGCCCCGAACCAGGUGCCAGGGACACCCAGCACCCCGCCGCCGACGUCACACCCGGCACCGCCGACGUCACACCCGGCGCCGGUGACGUCACAACCAGCACCGGCACCAUGCCAGGAGACUCUCCCGCCUUCCGAGGCGGCGCCGGCGCCACCGGACGCAGCGCCGGCGCCGUCGGCCACGCCCCCAGCGACGUCACCGCCGGCCCCGGCGCCCUCGGAGGCAUCGCCGGUGACGCCGGAGGGGCCGGGGGGGACACCGGCGAGCGGGGCAGGACCGGGCGCAGCCGGGCGGGCACCCCGCCGCCGCCGCAGCGCCGACGUGGAGAUCCGGCAGAGCCGGGGGCCGGGACCGUCAGCCAAGGUGCUGCGGCAGCUGCCGGGGCGGUUGGUGACAGUGCUGGAGACCCCCGUCCCCGGGCGACCCCGGCGCCGCCGCCACGAUCCCCCCGGCACCAGCCCCAGCCCCGGCGCCAGCCCCGGCCCCCCGAAACGCCGCCGGGGUCGCCCCCCGAAGCGGAGGGGGGGACCACGUCGCCGCCACCACGACCCUCCUGGCAAACGGCGGCGGGGGCGGCCGGCUCGGGGGGGGACGGUGGCAACGGGGGCUCCCCAAAGUCCCGGCAAGCGGCGGCGGGGGCGGCCCCCUAAGCGGGCAUCCCCCGACAGCAGCGCCUCACCUCCCCCGGCUCCCCGCAGCACCCGCCGGCACCCUGGGGCCCCCCUCAUGGCCCCCCUGGAGCGGGAGCCGGGCCGGCGCCGGCGGCGUUCUCCCCCGCCUUCCUCGGAGGACGGGGGGAGCGGGGACGAGGCGGGGCGGCGGCGGCCCCCACCAGCCAAGCGGCGCCGGCGAGCGGGCGGGGGGGCUCCACGGCACCGCCGGCGGCGACCUCCACCGCCGGCGCGGCGGGGUCGGCAGCGGCGGCGGCAGCAGCCCCCGCGGCGCUGCGCGGCCCCCCCCGCCGCCAACACGCGCUCGGCCGCUGCCGCCGCCGCCCCCACCCCACCCGGGGGCCCGCCGGCACCCCCUGACACCCCCUCGGCGGCAGCGGCGGCUGUCCGCGGCCGCAAGGCCAAGACGUGACCCCCCCGGCCGCCCCCCUGCGGUCCGAGGGGGCCGGCAAGAUGGCCGACCGGGGCCCUACAAAGGGCUGAGUGGGGCGGCGCAGUGGCGGGGGGGGGGGGGGGGGCCACAAGAUGGCCGUCGGGGUGCGCCCAGAGGUUAUGGGCAGAUGGGCCCAAAAUGGCCGACCAGGCACACAGAAAAUGGCUGACCAGGGCCCACGAAAUGGCCAACUGAGUGCAUAUAAAAUGGCCGCUUUGGUGCCCACAAAAUGGCUGACCAAGCACCUACCAAGUGGCCAACUGGGCGCCCACAAAAUGGCCGACUGGAACCCUCCUCAAAAUGGCCGACUCAGCGCAGCUUCCUAACGGCCAACCAGGUGAUCCUAAAAUGGCCGCCCGGGCCCCACCCAUCGCAAGGUUCAUCGAUCUGGCGCUUUUGAGCUGCUUCAAAAUGGCCUACAGGAACCGCCUCAGCAGGGAUUGGCCGACCACGCCCUCAAGAUGGCCAACAAGGCCACCCCUCAGGACAGCCAAGCCAGUGGCCCCGAGAUGGCCGAUGAGCCAGCUCAAAAUGGCCGACCGGAGCCGCUCCGAAAUGGCUACCUGGGUGGCCCCGAGAUGGCCGACGGCGACCCCAAGAUGGCCGACUCGGCGCACGCCAAAUGGCCGAUGGGGUCUCAAGAUGGCCGACUGGAACAGCUCAAAAUGGCUGCCCGGGUGACCCUGAAGUGGCGGACGGUGACCCCAAGAUGGCCGACCUGGCGGGCGAUGAUGUCAGAGGCGGGGGCUAGCGUGGGCCUGCUGACGUCAGAAGGGGCACUUGCAUCGAGCGCGAUGACGUCAGAGCCAGCAGCCCUCUGGGACAGUGACGUCAGAGGCGGCGGCGGCCAUGACGCUGCAGCUCGCAGCCGUGUUGCUCCACGUGAUGUCAGAGGUAGUGGCCACCUCAGAGCUGACGUCAGAGCCAGCAGCCAUCUUGCGUGCAGUGACGUCAGGGGCAGCGGCCAUCUUGAAUGCAGCGAUGUCAGAACUGGCGGCCAUCUUUGGCGCAGUGAUGUCAGAGGUGGUUGCCAUUUGGAACCUGGUGAUGUCAGAACCGGUGAUGUCAGAGGUAGUGGCCACCUCAGAGCUGACGUCAGAGCCAGCAGCCAUCUUGAGCAGUGAUGUCAGAACCAGCAGCCAUCUUAAAUGCAGUGAUGUUGGAGGCGGUGGCCAUCUUGAACCUGGUGAUGUCAGAAGUGGCAGACAUCUUGUACACAGUGAUGUCACAGGCGGUGGCCAUCUUUAGCCUGGUGAUGUCCGAACCAGCAGCCAUCUUGAAUGCAGUGAUGUCAGAGGCAGUGAUGUCAGCGUGGGCCAUCCUGAUCUCAGUGGAUGUCAGAGCAGGCGGCCAUUUUGACCAUGGCAGGUGUGGGAAGUAGCAGCCAUCUUGACUCCAAUGGAUGUCGUAACUGGCGGCCAUCUUGAAACGCAGUGAAUGUCACAGCCAGUGGCCAUCUUGACCCCAGCAGAUGUGUGAGAGUUGGUGGCCAUCUUGACCUCAGCAGACAUCAGAGCCGGUGGCCAUCUUGGCUCUAGCAGACGUGGUGUCCAGCAGCCAUCUUGACUCCAGCAGACCCCAGCGCUGGCAGCCAUCUUGACCCCAGGAGACAUAGGCCGUGGCAGCCAUCUUGACUCCAGUAGACAUCUGACCUGGUGGCCAUCUUGACUCCAGUGGACAUCUGAGCCGGCAGCCAUCUUGACUCCAGUGGAUGUCGGAGCCGGCAGCCAUCUUGAUCCUGGCACAGAUAAAACCCAGCGGCCGUUUGACUCCAGUGGCCGUCAGAGCUGGUGGCCAUCUUGCCCCUGGCAGCUACGCCACCCGGCAGCCCCCUCGUCCCCCCCCCCGUGGCUGUCUGAUCUGGCAGCCAUCUUGCGGUGGGAGCUCUCAGCCGGGCGCUCAGCAGAGUCAGAGGGCUCCGGGGCUGGGGGGGGGGGACACCCCGGGCGGUGCCGGGGUGGGGGGCAUUUUUUACCCGUGUACAUUGGCGGGGGCCCGACCCCCUGUACAGCCCCAUGUAAAAUAGGUUCCUUUUGAACACGA
Phalacrocorax carbo (great cormorant) is the source of this 9750-nucleotide messenger RNA. Lineage: Eukaryota; Metazoa; Chordata; Aves; Suliformes; Phalacrocoracidae. The record is from RefSeq and is a predicted model, not a curated record.